CGUUGUAAAAAUCAUCACAAUUAAAAACCAAUUAAUCAGAGAGUAACGAGACUCUCGAGAAAGUUGAUGCGUUUGUAAACCGCAGAUAAGUCACUGCACAUUGCAGUGUGCGGUAUCAGUGUAGUCGCAAAAGCGAGGAACAGACUUCUCUCAAACCCGAACCCGAUACGAGACUAUCGCGGAAAAUUGCCCGAUUGUCACCCGAGGAAUUUCAAAUUACGAGUUAUCGCGGUAAAUGAGUUCUGUGUUUACAAACAGUGCAUCGGCUCUAACCUAAAAGUUUUGAGUGUGUUGAGUGGGUGCAGUUGCAGUGCAUUCCAGCGUGCAUUGACCCACUGUCUAUAGCUAGCGCUCGAAACAACCUGUGGCACCGAUGUUAUCGCUACUUUAACUCGUAAACAAAGGGAUUGGAGCAGACAUUUGUCGGAAAUACUCGAUUAGGAAUUUUAUUCUGAUAGCAUUUUUUAUUAUUUUUAAUCUGCAAUGGUCGUGACUCGAUUAUUGAAUGUCAUUAAUUUCAAGGGAGAUACGGGAAAGAAAAAUGGGGAUUUAUCAACGAAAAAGGAUUCAUGCUGUUUACAGACAGUUUCUGAGAAUGCUAGACUCGAUGCAACUUCGCCACCAACGGAAGACGAUUUGGAGCUGUGGGACCACUCCGGGUUCAUGCUGAGGAAUGACUUUGACGACCACCUUACGCACUCAAAGUGGGGAGCGCAAGGCUGGUGUCGCCCCAGCUGCAUACCCAUCAGUAUAAUUCUCGUCCUAAUAGUCCUCGUAGUUCUCCUGCCCCUCUUAGAUCACGCAGAGCCCAAACACUUCAGCAAUUCCAGAAAUGACUCGGAAUUCAUGUGCAUGAAUGGCUGUAAAAUAUCGCUGGUGGAGUCAAUACCCGUUGGCCUCAUAUACGAUAACAAUUCAGUUGUUCAUAAGAGUACUUAUCUCACGUGGAUGGAUCUUAUAAACUCGGCCGAGAGCACCAUUGAAAUUGCUGCCCUUUAUUGGACCAUGAAUAGGGAGGAUGUCUAUCCCGAUGACAGUGCUAAAGACGGAGAAGAUGUGUUCGAUGCCCUCGUGGAUGCGGGCAGGAACCGAGGAAUCUCCAUAAAAAUAGCACAAAAUGCUCCCAGCCAAUCAAAUCCCAACGUCGACAGUGAAUACCUAACGAAAAAAGCCCACGCAGAGGUGAGGAGUUUGAAUUUCGCUGGAUUACUAGGAGGCGGCGUUCUUCACACGAAAUUAUGGCUGAUUGACCGUACCCACGUUUACGUCGGCUCUGCCAACAUGGACUGGAGGUCUCUCACGCAAGUGAAAGAACUCGGUCUCGUCGCCAUGAAUUGCUCGUGUCUCGCUAAUGAUCUUGCCAAGAUUUUCGAGGUUUAUUGGCAGCUCGGGAAGGAGGGGAAAGUGCCCGCCACUUGGCCUGAUGCACUCAGUACAAAAAUCAAUGUUAAUAGAACAAUGAAUUUUACGCUAGAUGAUAAUAAAUAUAAGAGUUUCAUUGCUAGUUCACCACCCCCAUUAUCCCCAAAGGGACGCACAAACGAUAUCGAUGCAAUUCUCCACUGCAUCGAUAAAGCCGAGAAAUUCGUCUACAUAUCAGUAAUGGAUUACUUUCCCCUGACCAUCUACACAACGAAGGUAAAAUACUGGCCAGUGAUAGACGACGCACUGCGCUCGGCUUCCAUUGACAGACGAAUCACAGUGAGACUGUUGAUAUCCUGGUGGAAGCACUCGAGACCCUCUGAGGACACAUUCCUCAAAUCACUGAUGGAUCUCACCAAUUCUUACAAAAACGUGAGAAUCGAAGUGAAAAGAUUUAUCGUCCCAACGAAUGCAGAUCUGGACAAAAUUCCAUUUGCGCGAGUGAAUCACAAUAAAUAUAUGGUGACAGAUAUUGCCGCGUAUAUUGGCACUAGCAAUUGGUCUGGUGAUUAUUUCAUCAAUACUGCUGGUAUUGGGAUGGUGUUUGAGGAUGCUGAUCACAACAACAACCACAGUAUUCGUCAGCAGCUGGAGGAAAUAUUUCUCCGAGACUGGAAUUCCCCGUACGCUCAUUCCAUGAACGCAUCCUGCUUCAAUCGUCGGGAGGAGCAGACGAAGCCCAAAAUCAAUCACUUCAUGCCGUUUCAGAGCCACCAUAUCAGGGCGUAGCUAGGAUACAAAACAAUUUUUUUUAGGAUUUUUCUCAGUAGUUUAUUUUUUGAUUUGACCAUGAUCUCAAAUUCGCAUUUGAUUUCGCGGAAAAGUGCUCGGAGAGAAAUAUUCAGGAACUCACAAUUCGCUCAUCGAUUGCGGAAUCGACUCAGAAAAUUUAA
This is a messenger RNA of Diachasma alloeum, 2315 nucleotides long. Its product is annotated as phospholipase D3. Bases 484 to 2151 code for a protein of 555 amino acids. The record is from RefSeq and is a predicted model, not a curated record. Gene Ontology annotation, molecular function: catalytic activity. NCBI's taxonomy places the organism in Eukaryota, Metazoa, Arthropoda, Insecta, Hymenoptera, Braconidae. The transcript has 9 exons.